Prorocentrum cordatum is the source of this 371-nucleotide messenger RNA. The record is from the annotation of a GenBank genome assembly. Lineage: Eukaryota; Dinophyceae; Prorocentrales; Prorocentraceae.
GAGGAGCAGGACGAUUCCCUGCACCGGUGCUGCCCGAGCCUCACAAUGAGGAACCGCGUCACGGGCUGGCUCGCCUGCCUCGCCCUCGGCACCGUGCUGCAGAUGUUGAGCUUCGGCGCCUUCACGCAGGCCCUGCUUGGGCACCCCGGCCGCUUCGCCACCAACUACACGAUCGGCAACGUCGUCUCGCUCGCCGGCACCUUCUUCCUGGCGGGCCCCGCGGCGCAGCUGCGGAACAUGGCGAAGAAGAACCGCUCCAAGGCGUCGAUCGUGUUCCUCGCGUCCAUGGCGUUUACCAUGAUCCUGGUCUCCUUGUUUUUUUCGGGGGGAGAGAUGCGAUCCGUGGAUGAGGCGACCGCGCUGCUGGGCUG